Molecule: messenger RNA, 1108 nt
Organism: Serinus canaria (Common canary)
Lineage: Eukaryota; Metazoa; Chordata; Aves; Passeriformes; Fringillidae
Product: neuritin-like
Exons: 3
Coding region: 1-417 (138 amino acids)
Biological process (GO): neuron projection extension; nervous system development
Cellular component (GO): plasma membrane
Source: RefSeq, a predicted model, not a curated record
AUGGGGCAGCGGAGGGGCCCGGCCGUGCUGCUCCUCGCCCUGGGGCACCUGGCCGGGCUACUGGCAGCGGGACCCGCCUGCGCCGACGCUUACCGCGGCCUCUCGGACUGCGUCCUCAAGCUGGGGGACAGCAUGGCCACGUACGAGGAGGAGGAGGGCAUCGAACUGCAGGGACUGCACCGGGUCUGCAGGUAUUGGGAUGAAUUCCACACCUGUGCCCUGACAGUACUCUGGGAGUGCCAGAAGGAAGCAGCAGCUGUCUGGGAGAUGCUGAGAAGGGAGUCCCGAAAAAACAAAUUUCAAGGCAGCUUGUUCGACCUCUGCAGCCCCAGCAUGGCCCAAAGCUCUGCCUGGACCCACGUUCCCAACAUUUCCAUCCUCAGCAUCCCCCUCAUCGUCACUUGGCUGAACUUAUAAACUGCAGCUCUGUGAGUAUCCCAACAGAAGUGUUGGCAGGGUGUGGCCUGGCAUCUUUCAGAUCUGUUUUCCAAACCUUUGAGGAAUACACUGUUUGGAGCUCAGAAACUCCCAGUUCCAUCCUGCGGCCUUGGGAUGUGGAAGAGCUUGGCAGCAUCUCCAGGGUGUUGAAAUUUCUCUGUAAUUUGGAGUAACUCCUCUCCCCCUUCUGCCUCAAGGCACAGGCACAGAUCUGGCUAUCAGGAAAUUUGGGAACUUGUAAAUACAGGGCACAGGAUUUGGGGAGAAAGGAUAAAUUCUGGAAAAAGGAUGAAUGCUGGAUAAUUCUGCACCCUUUUAUGGCAACUGGAAGGAAAUCUGUUUACUUUGCUGACUCUUUCCACCAGAUCAACUCUCCAGGGUUUUGAUUUGGACACUCAAAACAAGAUGGGUAUUUUUCCCACUGCUCCAUGAGGUGCAGGGGAUGGUGUCUGUCCUGUCACAGGCUGAAGGGAGACCUUCCUGCCCUGCACUGGACUUUCUUCUUUGAGGACAUGGUAAAACCGUGCUGAACAAUAAUCACAGUUGCAUGACUUCUCUGACACACAUCUGAAUUCCUGAGUAACUUCUGUGUUAUGUGUAAAUCCCUUUUCUAUGGACAGAGGUGAAAAAUAUUUAAAGGGAGAGGAAAUAUCAAGCUAGGAGGACAAAA